GUACAGCUCGGUCCUUGCUACCUCGAGUUUCACCGCAGCUUGGGCGUCGGGGCUUUACCGCUGCCAGAGUGACGUCUUGGACUUUCUCUUCCCAGAUCUUGACGGAGCAGGGUCUGCCCGCGGCCGCCGUGAUGAAGCUGGUUCCCGUGGCCCUCAUGUACCUGGGUUCGUUCGCCUUCCUCGGCGCCGAUACCGCGCCGCUCGACGUGGCGAAGGGGUCCCGAAAGAAGUGGAAUCAACGGGCUCUGAGUAAUAGCAAUAGGGAAGUUCGGGCGUCCGUCAGUUACCCCACCGGGCUCGGUGACUGGAAAGCCCGGACGACGCGGGGUGUCGUUCAGCCGCUGGACGUGAAGGGCGCCUCUGGAAAACCUCAGAGCAGCGGUCCCGACGCAGCCCGAGUCAAGCGUGACCUACAGAAGAGGAAUCUCCGGCGCCCGCGGGGUGGCUGUCGCCUCGGGACGUGCAGCUUGCAUGAACUUGCGGAUCGGAUUCACCAAGUCACGGACAAGAAUAAGGACUUUUCCGCUCCCCCAAUUAAGCUUAGCCCAAAGGGCUACGGGCGCCGACGCCGGAGCGCUCCGUUGUCCGCGGAGUCACUGGUACGCGAAGGCCCGACCUCUCGGGCGCACUGAGUGCCCAUCACCCUCUUUAGGAUUGAGGCGGCGGCGGUAGCAGCGAGCGGUCCCGCAUGCAUCCCGUUGACACCUCCCGGUGCUGAGAUCUUCCCGGAGCUAAGCCCCUUCUACCGACGGAGAUCCUGGCUCAACAGCCCCGGCAGCCACCAGCAGACCGCGAAGCACCGUCCAGCGGCGGCGAGCCCCGACUCUGCAGGCCCCCCCCCCCCCAACCCCUCUUGCUCCGAGGCAAAGUUUCUCGCCCUAAUCGAGCCCAGAUGCCCCUGGGUGGCUGAAGAAUCCGAGCGAGUGUCUGCCAGGCUCUCCGAGAGGCCAAGCCGGGAAUUCUAUGCAGGGACCCCUAGGGUCUCAGCCACUGCUGUGCCCGCCCACAAACUGAUUUCUCACGGGGUGUCACCCCGCAGGGGCGCAAGCCUCACUAUUACUUGAACUUUCCAAAACCUAGCGAGGAAAAGUGCAAUUCGUGGUAUAUAAACAGAGGUAACUAUCAAUAUUUAAGUUUGUUGCUGUCAAGAUUUUUUUUGGGGUAAUUUCAAAUAUAGAGAUAUUUUUGUACGUUAUAUAUUGUAUUAUGGGCAUUUUAAAGAAGUUGUAUUGUCCCUCUCCCCUCUAUUUUAAUAUGUGAAUGUCUCAGCGAGGUGUAACGUUUGCUGCGUGGAGUGUGUGAGAAUCUGUGAAAGACUGAUUUACCUCUUGUGCAAGAAGAAAAUCCCGUGUCUGUACAAUCUACAUAAAAUGGGUGAUAUGCAGAAUAGAAAACUAAUAAACUGUCUCAUUGAU
Messenger RNA from Sorex fumeus (smoky shrew), 1415 nucleotides. RefSeq names its product adrenomedullin (gene ADM). The transcript is spliced from 4 exons. The record is from RefSeq and is a predicted model, not a curated record. The coding region runs from base 132 to 632 and encodes 166 amino acids. Gene Ontology annotation, biological process: adrenomedullin receptor signaling pathway; positive regulation of heart rate; adenylate cyclase-activating G protein-coupled receptor signaling pathway. Gene Ontology annotation, molecular function: adrenomedullin receptor binding; hormone activity. NCBI's taxonomy places the organism in Eukaryota, Metazoa, Chordata, Mammalia, Eulipotyphla, Soricidae. Gene Ontology annotation, cellular component: extracellular region.